AUGUUUUUAUCUACUCCAGUUCUCACAGCAUAUAGACCGUGCGUGUUAAUAUGGAGGGUGACACAGCUCCGUUUCCAGUCGGAACAGUACUGCACUCUGGAGGCCACUAGAAGAACUGGGAGAGUCCCGUGGUGACGUCAGAGAGCCGGUAGUGAGUCAGGGUUGUCAUGUGAAUUUUGUGACAGGUUGGGGGUAACAGUGCGCCAGAAAGUCUUGUUGAUAGGGUUACGGUAGCUGCCCAUCGUCGGUCAUUUUAUUUUUAGUACUUACCAAAAAAAGGUUUUAGUUUUAAUAUGUCCACCAUGGCUUCGCUAUUCAAGAAAAAGACAGUCGACGAUGUUAUAAAGGAACAGACCAAGGAGCUGCGUGGUACUCAGAGACAGAUUACCAGAGACAGAGCUGCUCUGGAGAAGCAGGAGAAACAAAUGGCUCUUCACAACAAACACAUAAACAUGGAGAUGCGAGGCUGCAGCAUUUCCCGGGAGACCCGAACAGCCGUGUGAGAUCACUCAGGGCCAGAGGCUGUUUUCACGUGUUUACUCAAGCUAAGAGGGGCUGCUAACUUUCAGGAGAUGGAGAUUAAGAAGAUGGCUAAGUCUGGGAACAGGGAAGCAUGUAAGAUCCUGGCAAAGCAACUGGUCCAGCUGAGGAAGCAGAAGAACAGGACCUAUGCUGUCAGUUCAAAGGUCACCUCCAUGUCCACGCAGACCAAGGUCAUGAACUCCCAGAUGAAGAUGGCUGGAGCCAUGUCUGCCACGGCUAAAACGAUGCAGACAGUGAAUAAGAAGAUGGAUCCGCAGAAGACCCUCAAGACCAUGCAGGACUUCCAGAGGGAGAACAUGAAGAUGGGCAUGACAGAAGACAUGAUCAACGAUACUUUAGAUGAGAUUUUUGACGAGUCAGGUGAUGAAGAAGAAUCUCAGGACAUUGUAAACCAGGUUCUGGAUGAGAUUGGCAUUGAGAUCUCAGGAAAGAUGGUGAGAGCCCCGGCAGCAGGGAAAAGUACCCCGACUGCCUCUCCUAAGCGGAAAACCCAGAUCUCUGAUGACGAGAUAGAGAGACAACUUCGAGCCCUGGGAGUGGACUAACACACCACACACCAUGAUUUACCCCUGAACUAGCAGUCCAGAGGCCACGAUUUAGGCCUGUACUAGCAGUCCAUGUGUCUGUGACUAGCCAACUGAGGGUGGUUAUAAAUAUCUAAUGAGUCAAUGAAGGAAGAAUGCACUGUAUUUUCAUGACAUUUUGCGUAUGGUCCUCAGACAGCCAUUCCUAUGGGAAGAUGAUGAACUAAUGAAGAUUUUUUUCUGCUCUCUGAUCAUCUGUAGGUACAGUGCUAUAGACAUUGAUGUCAUAGACUGCUGACAAUGUGCCUGUUUAAUACCACUGACAUUAACUCUAGGAGUACUGACAGUACUAACCCCUGAGAAUAGGGUAAGGGUUUGACUUUUUCACUGCUAACCGUUUUGCAUGAGAAUCCAUGGAAUCAGCUGGUCAACACAAGACCCCAGUUAUGUACAUAGAAUAAUGGGAUGGAAUAAUCUAGUGCUAAUUCAAACUGAGAACAGUUAUUUUAAUGGCUUGUUUGGUACUACUUUUGGUACGAAUUGUGUUGUAAUCUGAAGAUAUAGUGGAUGUGUUAGUAAUCUCAUUUCUUUCUGAUGUGGGAGGGAACUAUCUGAGUACAUCCUCAUUUCUCACAAUUUACCCUGGCUGCUGUGCAGUUUCCAUACAUGUUGUUUAAAACACACACACUCUUGGACUUGGAUCGACGAGAAGACGUGAAUAAGACACUCAACUGGUUUUGUUUUCCUGACUGUGAUUCUGUGUCUCUGUCCUCCAUGCUGUAAAACCAGGUUAGGAGAUGUCACAUAUUCAGCUGAACAGCAUGUAAUACACCCGACCAUGUUGUCAUGGAUCUAUCAUUGUUUUCUGCUGUUGAAUAAUAUAUAAUGUUUAAAUGAUUGUUGAUGGAAUGCAUGACUUGGAGAACUGACCCAGUAUUGUUUCAUUGGUUUUUGUAAUGAGGGAGAACGAGGUGUUCCUUGAAAAUAUUCCAGAGAGGAAUAACAAAUAUCGAUUUGUCUUACCUUUAUCCACCGUAUCCAACUAUUGUCUCCUUUGUCUACGUACAGUUCUACUAUUUAGAGUUGAUUAUGACUUUUAUAAUGAAUAAAAUCUCUCUGUCCGA
Molecule: messenger RNA, 2191 nt
Organism: Esox lucius (northern pike)
Lineage: Eukaryota; Metazoa; Chordata; Actinopteri; Esociformes; Esocidae
Gene: chmp2ba
Product: charged multivesicular body protein 2Ba
Exons: 7
Coding region: 573-1088 (171 amino acids)
Biological process (GO): endosome transport via multivesicular body sorting pathway; protein transport; late endosome to vacuole transport
Cellular component (GO): ESCRT III complex; multivesicular body
Source: RefSeq, a predicted model, not a curated record